GGGAAAACAGCCCUCAUGCACGCCUGCAUCCACGGCGCUGGGGGAGACGUGGUGACCCUGCUGCUGGAGAACGGGGCAGACCCCAGCCUGGAGGACCACUCGGGAGCAUCAGCUCUGGUCCAUGCCAUCAACGCCGAUGACAAGGGCGUGCUGCAGCACCUCCUGAACGCCUGCAAGGCCAAAGGGAAGGAGGUAAUCAUUAUCACCAUGGACAAAUCUGCCUCUGGCACCAAGACCACCAAGCAGUACCUGAACGUUCCCCCCUCGCUGGAGUUCAAGGAGAGGGCAUCCCCCGAGGCGUGCACAGCACCCUCCAGCGCACACCCGAAAACACCCAUCUCAGCACCUUCCCCUGCCGAGAAGGAAAGCGGCAUCUUCAGCCCACACCCAUCGCACCCCGGGGACAACCCCUCUGCCAGAUCUGCCGACGAGCCCCCCUCCCCAGGCCAGAGAGCUGGUGCGGCCAGGAGAGCCCGCCUGCCCCAGCUGAAGCGGCUGCGGUCAGAGCCGUGGGGUCUGGUCGCACCCUCGGUGCUGGCGGCCUCCAUGUACCGCGACGACACGCGGGUCUGCGUGGAUGACGAGGUGAUCAUGGGCAUCGGCGACCUCUCGCUCUCCAAAAAGGCUCCCCUCACCCGGAGCGGCAGCAGCAAGAGCAGGGACCCCUCUCUCUUCCCCCCGGUAGACGAGCAGGCUCUGCGGGCACCGCCAGCCCCUGGGCUGCUGGCCAGAAAAGCGGCCUACGAGAAGAGCCAGGCUGCCCACCAGCGCCUGCCCCGAAGGAGCCCCGUCCCCGAAGUGCCGGAGACCGUCAGCUUCGCUACCGCCGGCUCGGCUGCGGCGAUGGAUGCUCUGCACUGGCAGAGGCUGGGCACCGAGCACUAUGACUGUGACCCCCAGCUCUCUGGCAUCCCCAGCCCGGCCGAGGUGGGGAAGGUGCCAUCGGAGAGGAGGAAACUCAGUGGGUCCCACCUGGCCUUGCUGGACGGCUCGCGGGAGUCCCCCGGCACAUCACCUGGGACCAUCCGGCGCCGACCGCCCAGCUUGCUGGAGAGGCGAGGGUCUGGGACCCUGCUGCUGGACCACAUCUCCCACAAAAGGCCGGGAUAUCUGCCCCCCCUGAACGUGAACCCCAACCCCCCGAUCCCCGACAUUGGCUCCACCAGCAAAACCUCCUCCCUGCUUGCUGCUGGCUUGAAGUCCCUGGUACCCAUCGCUCCGAGCUCGCCCAGACGGGGCGACUUGAGAGCCAAAAGGAAGCUUCUCCGGAGACACUCCAUGCAAGCGGAGCAGAUGCGGCAGCUCUCCGAUUUCGAGGAAAUAGUGGCCCAGUAG
This is a messenger RNA of Balearica regulorum gibbericeps (East African grey crowned-crane), 1335 nucleotides long. It is a transcript of the gene ANKRD34C, whose product is annotated as ankyrin repeat domain 34C. The record is from RefSeq and is a predicted model, not a curated record. NCBI's taxonomy places the organism in Eukaryota, Metazoa, Chordata, Aves, Gruiformes, Gruidae. Gene Ontology annotation, molecular function: protein binding.